This is a messenger RNA of Lingula anatina, 3801 nucleotides long. RefSeq lists its product as uncharacterized. Gene Ontology annotation, cellular component: membrane. The record is from RefSeq and is a predicted model, not a curated record. Gene Ontology annotation, molecular function: transmembrane transporter activity. NCBI's taxonomy places the organism in Eukaryota, Metazoa, Brachiopoda, Lingulata, Lingulida, Lingulidae. Gene Ontology annotation, biological process: monoatomic anion transport; transmembrane transport.
ACAGGAGAAAUACCUUCUAAAGGAGAGUAAUAUUGUAUAAUAAGCAUUCGGUCGAUUCAAUUCUUAUUUAGUACGUGUGUUUAUGCUACAUCUUAAUAUUUAAUUAUAUUACCAUGUUUGGAUUAACACAUGUUUAUGAUGUAAGCGACUACAUACAGAUUUCAAUAUGGCGCUGUCCAUGCCACGUCGGAGAGAUAAGGUUUGAGUCAACAUAAUCCAGUUGCUUUACCAAAUCUGAAUACGAUUAUUUAAACCAGUCUUCUGCAAAAGUAAAAACAUGGCACAGAGGUGAACUCUAACUCUCAGCCUGUGUAAAUAAUUUCCACCAGCUUGUACAAAGAAGGAGAGAAGAAUUCCUGUAAAAUUGCAUCUGACCAAUUUGAAUAUUAGUGGAAAGCUCCUAUUAUACUAUCAGAUAAACCACAAAAUGUUUUGGAAAACAUCCAGCACAGUAGCACUGUGCUCUGCAGCAAACUUUAUCAAUGCAGCAGACAGGGUCAUUAUGCCUAUUGCCAUCAUACAAAUGACCGAUGAAUUCAAGUGGGAUCUCCAUGGUCAGGGAUGGGUUCUAAGCUCCUUUGCAAUAGGUUACAUGAGUAGUCAGGUGAUAGGAGGUAGUGCAGCUAAGAAAUAUGGUGGCAAAUACAUGCUUGCACUAGCUGUGUUCAUGUGGUCCCUGUCAACACUUCUCACACCACUUUUUGCUCACUCUUUUUAUGCCCUUUUUCUGUCUAGAGUUGUAUUGGGCAUAGGAGAAGGAAUAGGUCUCCCUACAGUUUUCCAUAUAUUUGCUCACACCAUCCAUCAAGAUGAAAGGUCACGGGCAUUUGGUUAUCUUGUAGCACUUGGUUCUAUAGGACAAACAAUAGCAGCAAUAGUAUGUCCACAUUUGCCCUGGAGAUACAUGUUUUACUUGUUUGGCUCAUUAGGCUUUGUAUGGGUUGCACUAUGGUUAGUUCUUUAUAAGGAAAUGAGGGGACCAGAUGAAGAGGAAUUUGUGGACCCACCUAAGGUGACAAGUUCCAAUGUUAUGUGGACGGAAUUUAUUAGCCAUUGGCCUCUUUGGUCACUGUAUAUAGCUCACUUUAGCAUGAAUUGGGCAAAUUAUAUUAUAAUGCAGUGGUUGCCUACAUAUAUGACACGGACGUUGGGAGCAGCUAGUAGUGACAUAAUGUAUACUGCAGUGCCAUAUAUAAUGAAUUCCAUAGUUGGGGUUGCUGCAGGUCAUUUUGCUGAUUCUCUUAUUGCCAAAAAAUGGACCAUAUUAUCAGUGCGGCGUCUGAUGACUUGUUUAGGGCUAUUGGGUCCAGGGUUAUUCUUACUCCUCUUUAGUGCUGUAUAUAAUGUGCCUUUGGCCAUCAUAUUUAUCUCCAUUUCUAUGUCAUUAAGUGCAUGUAAUUCAUCAGGCCACUUAAGCAAUCACGCAGAGGUGGCACCCAACCACGCAGGGAUCACAUUUGCUAUAUCUAAUACUCUUGCAACAAUCCCUGGCAUUUUAUGUGGACCUCUGACAGCAGAACUGGUAACACAGUCACAUGGACGAUGGUUCCCUGUCUUCAUUUUGGCAGCACUCAUCAACUUUGUAGGGGCAAUCAUUUACCAGAGUCAGAGUUCUUCAAGUCAAGUCAUAUGACCCUUUUUUAAACAAUGGUUCACAUUGUAAAGAAAAAAAAAAACAGUAUUUUAGCUAUCCUUCCAAGAAGCACUCAUUAAAUGUGUGGGGCAAUCAUUUACCAGUUCUCUAAUCAAAUGAUACAUGUAUAAUGUUCAUUAUGAAAAGAGUCAACAUGUUCUUUGGGGGCAUUGCAGAGCUGUAACUAUGAAUUUGCCACUUAAUAUACAUGCUGUAAAAAUAUUAAUAUACUGGCUUAAAGUAGAGUUCAAAGCGUUAUGGUUACCCUAGAUAUAUUGCAAGUAAAUGUUAUCAAGUAAUAUAGCACAGGCCUCACAACAUACUUUCAGAAUGCCAAAGACAAACGGAACUGCCUGAUGUAUUGAAAAUAUUGGACCACAUAUAUUGAUAUGUUACAUAUUUACUUGAAUAUGAUAUCGUUGAUACUAAGAAAUCUACAAUACAGAAUUGGAAAGCACUGUAUUGUGCAGUAAAGUUUCUAAAUCACUAUAAUUACAUGCAUGUACUGAGUAUGUAUAUAGAACAGUAAUCUCAGCAAAAGGGAUGAAAAUGGUCACUUUUGAAUCUGUGAUUUUAUGUAUAUGGGAGGUUUUUCAUAUAAUUGAGGUGGUCAAGGCAUAAAAGUAUCAGUAAAUUGUGCAAAUGGAAGUUUAUAAUAUUAGUGCAGAAGAAUUAUUUCUGAUAUUUAACUUGCUCUGAACAUUGUUGUGGCAAAUGCUUUAUCAGCACAGCACUUGUUUAUUCUUUUUAUUAUUAAGUUUUGAUGCACCAUUGGUGUUAUUGAAGUAAGGAAUAAUAAUAAAAUAGGUGGCUAAUACAUGGGGUUUAUAUUAGUACUUUUCUACUAAUUAGAUUGCUAAACCAAAAUAUAUUUUGAUGACAUAGGCUGAAUAUUUUUAUGAAAAGGUGCUUGGUUUUAGGUCUGUACAUUUCAGCAUAUUAAGCUGCAGGAGACUUGAACCAAAUUAGAAAAAAUUGUCUGCUCAUAUCAGCAAUAUGUAGUGUGCUGAUCGUGUACAAUGCUAUUUGACUUUAAAGACAUGGAUUAUCAAUGUAUCAAAAUGGGCACAGUAUAAAGUGACUGUAUCCUUUUGAAUGUGCCAGAGUUUUUAUGUUUAAUUAGCAUUUUUGAUAACCCAUUUGUCACUAUGGAGGCAGAAGAACAUCUCUUAUUUCAAUGAUAAUUAGAUUUUUAAGUGAAAAAAUAAAUGUUUCUUUUAUAUUACUUUUUGAUCAUGCUUUUCCCUUGCAGAAAUGCCUACACACUUACAUGAUUAACUAUAUUUAUGAAAAGUAAUAUCACAAACAUGAAAGAAAUCUAAAACAUUCAGAUUUUAUUGAUAAACAUUUAUGUUCUAUGUAUUUUCAGGAAGGUAUGAUGGAUUUGUUCACAUUCAGUUUAGCGUGCCUUGAAGGUAUCGGUGUGGGUCUGUUAAAAAAUCUUUCUUGGUGAUACUAUAUGCCACAGUAGAGUGACUAAAAUGCUGUCCUAGUAACUACUUGUUUAGUAGACUUUCUUAUUUUAUUACAAACUGUAUGUAGCUUGGACAUGUAGUUUAUUUGUGUUGUUCUCAGAGGCAAAGAAAAUCAAUGACUGCUAUUUUUUUAAAGAAAGAAGGAGUAAAUUUGUAUUUCAGAUGAAUUUGUAUGUAACUAGACUGUGAUGGUGUGUAUAUGAUAUUGUAGGUACAAUCAGUGACUGGGCGUUUGUGGCAGAAAUACUGGUUAUGCUGAAUUUAUACACUUUUUCAUGAAUAAUGUGAUCAUGAGUUUUGAACAAAAAAUGUACCUAUGGAAUGUACAUAUCGAACAUCAAAUAGCGCAUGUAUACUUGUUUUGAAUACCUGCUAUUUUAAGGAGGGUACUUGUGGUGCUAAACAGCAUUGGUGUUAAACUGUUGUACAGAUUUUUGUAUAAAACAGACCUUAAAUGAAGAACAUUUAUUGUUGUUGAUUGACAAAUCAGCUGAUUCCCAUCUCUCCCAAACGAGGAAGUAAGCUCUAUGUGUGUGAAAAAGAAACUUAGUUCUACUAUUCUUUCUAUUAAAGCCUUAAAUCCUGUUAACUUAUGACUGGGAAGUUGACUGAUUAAAAACAAGUGAUUCAUUUUUUUUUAUUUUUCCUUUCUAUAUCGAAAUGAAAAGUUGAAUCAUACCUGUUGAAAUUUAU